Messenger RNA from Hippopotamus amphibius kiboko, 1014 nucleotides. RefSeq names its product trace amine associated receptor 5 (gene TAAR5). Gene Ontology annotation, cellular component: membrane. Gene Ontology annotation, biological process: G protein-coupled receptor signaling pathway. Gene Ontology annotation, molecular function: trace-amine receptor activity. Lineage: Eukaryota; Metazoa; Chordata; Mammalia; Artiodactyla; Hippopotamidae. The coding region runs from base 1 to 1014 and encodes 337 amino acids. The record is from RefSeq and is a predicted model, not a curated record. The transcript has a single exon.
AUGAGCGUGGUCCUCAACCAGGAUGCUGAAGAACACCCCACAACGUUCUGCUACCAGGUGAACGGGUCUUGCCCCAGGACGGUCCAUCCCCUGGGCAUCCAGUUGGCUAUCUACCUGGCCUGUGCAGCAGGCAUGCUGACUACUGUCCUGGGAAAUUUGUUUGUGGUGUUUGCUGUGUCCUACUUCAAAGUGCUUCACACGCCCACCAACUUCUUGCUGCUUUCCCUGGCCCUGGCUGACAUGUUUCUGGGUCUGCUGGUGCUGCCCCUCAGCUCCAUUCGCUCAGUGGAGGGCUGCUGGUUCUUUGGAGACUUCCUCUGCCACCUGCAUACUUACCUGGACACCCUCUUCUGCCUCACCUCCAUCUUCCAUCUCUGUUUCAUUUCCAUUGAUCGCCACUAUGCCAUCUGCGAGCCCCUGCUCUAUCCCUCCAAGUUCACAGUCAGGGUGGCCCUCAGGUACAUCCUGGCAGGGUGGGGGCUGCCAGCAGCUUACACUGCCUUCUUACUCUACACAGACGUGGGAGAGAGAGGGCUCCGCCAGUGGCUGAAAGAGAUGCCUUGUGUGGGCAGUUGCCAGCUGCCGUUCAAUAAGUUUUGGGGCUGGCUAAACUUCCCUAUGUUCUUUUUCCCCUGCCUCAUCAUGAUCAGCUUAUAUGUAAAGAUCUUUGUGGUUGCUACCAGGCAGGCUAAGCAGAUCAGCAACUUAAGCAAACGCCUGGCUGGGGCUACCAAGCGUGAAAGAAAAGCUGCCAAGACCCUGGGCAUCACCGUGGGCGUGUACCUCUUGUGCUGGCUUCCCUUCACCACUGACACAAUGGUCGACAGCCUCCUUAACUUCACCACGCCAGCGCUGGUCUUCGACAUCUUCAUCUGGCUUGCUUACUUCAACUCAGCCUGCAACCCCAUCAUUUACGUGUUUUCCUGCCGGUGGUUCAGGAAGGCCCUGAAACUCAUCCUGAGUCGGGAGAUCUUCUCACUGCGGACAGCCACUAUUGAUUUGUACCAAGAAUGA